Messenger RNA from Cyphellophora attinorum, 1371 nucleotides. Its product is annotated as putative isoaspartyl peptidase/L-asparaginase. The transcript has a single exon. The record is from RefSeq and is a predicted model, not a curated record. Gene Ontology annotation, molecular function: hydrolase activity. The coding region runs from base 1 to 1371 and encodes 456 amino acids. NCBI's taxonomy places the organism in Eukaryota, Fungi, Ascomycota, Eurotiomycetes, Chaetothyriales, Cyphellophoraceae.
AUGGGGAUCAAAUACAAGCCAACGUUGAUCCUCCACGGGGGAGCCGGCGCUAUCAGUCGUGCAAAUCUGCCGCCCGAUCUGUACGCGCAGUAUCACCGCUCUCUCCUCACAUAUCUCGUCAGAACCCGCGAAAAGCUAGACGCUGGUGUCACAGCCCUCGAUGCAGCUGUCUAUGCUGUCUCACUCAUGGAAGAUGAUCCCUUGUUCAACUGCGGACGCGGCAGCGUGUUCAAUCUGGAUGGAGAGAUCGAGAUGGAGGCUAGUGUGAUGGUGACGAGUAUGCAACAUGCUGAUUGUGCAUCAGACAGCCCGCAGGUAGGUUUGCUAAGCAGUAUGGAGGGUCAAUGGCCGUUACGGGCACGGAUGGGUGGACUGAAGAAGCGCGCUGCCGCCGUGAGUAUGAUCCAAGAGACACGCCAUCCAAUCCAGCUCGCCAGACAGGUACUUCUUGAAGGCGACUGUGAUGAUGCCGGAGUCCGCGACAUGCAUUGCCAUCUCAGUGGGAGGCCCGUGGAGGAGUCUGGCUGGAACAAAGGGCUCGAACGAAAGAGCAAGGAUUGGUUCUGGACGGAGAGGAGAUGGAAGGAGCAUCUGAGAGGCCUAGAGAAGACGGACUCGACGCACCAAGGACUGAUGGACAAUGGUGUAUUGCCAAGUCAAGGCACAGUGGGCGCUGUGUGCCUCGAUCAGAACGGCAACCUUGCUGUUGCGACGAGCACAGGCGGACUCACAAACAAGAAGCCAGGUAGGAUAGGUGAUACGCCGACUGCUGGCGCAGGCUUCUUUGCGGAGAGCUGGUAUGAGGAGGACUGCGAAAAUGCAGCAAUCAGGGGCUCAACACGGUUUGCCGAGAUGUCAUUCCCUGAUUUUAUACCAAGAGCACUCUCAGACUGCAUACCAAUACUUUUAUUCAAGCCAACAAAUGCAUUCGAGCCAUUUUACUCACAUCCUUCCGAUAUACCAAGCGUCCAUUUCAACAUGCGAUCAGACUUGAGACCUCACCACACGACUUCGCGCAGAGCAGCACCGCGGCGUGCAGUAGCCAUAUCUGGAACUGGGAAUGGCGACUCAUUCCUUCGUCUUUGCGCAGCCCGGACUGCCGCCAGCCGCUGUCGAUAUGGCGGGCAAAGUCUAGCCACUGCCGUGACUGCUGUGGCUGGAACCCACGGCGAGCUGCAAUUGUCCGCUGGCGAUCGAUUUGGUCGGACAGGGGAAGGCGAAGGCGGACUCAUUGGCAUUGAGAUUGACUCGAGCGGAUUGUCUCGCACCGUCUUCGACUUCAACUGCUCCGCCAUGUGGCGUGCAUACUACGAAGUUCUUGAUGAGAAGGAGGUCCCAAAAGUCAUGGUCUUCCGUGACGAGUAUAAGUAG